AUGAACCCAGCGGACCUGGACUCCGUUUGCCAUACAAUUACCCAGCAGGAGAAGAUGUUGGGACAACACAACACGGCGCUACACGAGAUAGCGGGUUCAAUCCGGAACUUAUCGGAUAGAUUAACGAGUAUCCAGGAUCAGCUCAGGUUGCCGGCGGAUCAUCCACCACCUGUUUCACCCAUAUCACCUGCCGAUUCGGGAGCGGGUUCCUUCCGUGAGCCCAAGGUUCCGACAUCGGAGAAGUACGAGGGAGAUCUGGGAGGAUGCCGUUCAUUUCUUUUACAGUGUGGGUUAGUUUUUGAUCUGCAGCCCUACUCUUACGCCACAGAUAAGGCUAGGAUAGCUUUUGUUAUUGAGCUGCUGCGUGGUAGAGCUCUGGAAUGGGCUUCAGCUGUUUGGGAACGACGGGACACAUGCAUGACGUCAUACCAGGGUUUCACGGCAGAGAUGAGAAAGCUUUUUGACCAUCCAGUCCGAGGUAAGGACACAGCUAAACGUUUGUUCUCUCUUCGCCAAGGAGCUCGCAGUGUGGCAGACUUUGUGAUAGAAUUCAGGACAUUGGCUGUGGAGAGUGGUUGGAAUGAGGAAUCACUACAAGCGGUUUUUUACCACGGGUUGUCGGAGCAACUCAAGGACGAGCUGAUCUCCUAUCCAGAGCCUAGUGACCUAGAUAGUUUGGUCACCUUAGCUAUUCGGUUCUCAUUCGUCCCUCGUCAUCACCCCUGGGAGCUGGAUUUUUUUUUUGUGAGUAAGAAGGAUGGCUCUCUUCGACCGUGUAUUGAUUAUCGGGGGUUGAAUGAUAUUACGGUCAAGAACAAGUACCCCUUGCCCUUGCCCUUGAUGAGCUCCGCUUUCGAUUCUUUACAGGGUGCUACUGUGUUUACGAAGCUUGAUCUACGCAAUGCGUAUCAUCUGGUUCGGAUCAAAGAGGGGGACGAGUGGUUGACUGGAUUCAAUACACCUAUGGGACAUUUCGAGUACCAGGUGAUGCCGUUUGGACUUUCCAACGCUCCAGCAGUGUUCCAAAGUUUGGUGAAUGACGUGCUGAGGGAUAUGAUCGGUCUGUUUGUGUUCGUUUACCUGGAUGACAUCCUGAUUUUCUCCAAGGAGCUUUCCAGCCACAUCCAGCAUGUUAUUAAGCAGGUCCUGCAGUGGUUAUUGGAGAACCGUCUAUUUGUGAAGGCAGAGAAGUGUGAUUUUCACGCCCACACUACAUCCUUCCUCGGGUACAUCAUCUCCAGGGGUGAGAUCAAGAUGGACCAAGAGAAGGUUCGGGCAGUUCGGGAUUGGGCCCGGCCCGGUACGAGAUUGCAGCUCCAGAGAUUCCUGGGAUUUGCGAACUUCUAUCGGAGGUUUAUCCGUGAUUACAGCCGGGUGGCCGCCCCUUUAACUGCUCUGACGUCUUGCACCAGAAUUUUCUGUUGGACUCCUGAGGCAGACCGAGCAUUUCUGAACUUGAAGAGCCGAUUCUCUCUCAACCUGACACUUCCCGUCAGUUUGUUGUUGAGGUGGACGCGUCUGAUGUGGGGGUGGGCGCCAUCCUGUCCCAGCGUAGCUCCACUGACGGUAAACUCCAUCCCUGCGCCUUCUACUCUUGUCGUCUUUCACCAGCUGAGAGAAACUACGAUGUGGGUAACCGGGAGCUUCUCGCUGUGAAGCUUGCAUUGGAGGAGUGGCGUCACUGGUUGGAGGAGCGGAG
Messenger RNA from Oncorhynchus nerka (sockeye salmon), 1699 nucleotides. RefSeq lists its product as uncharacterized. The transcript is spliced from 2 exons. The coding region runs from base 1 to 1656 and encodes 551 amino acids. The record is from RefSeq and is a predicted model, not a curated record. NCBI's taxonomy places the organism in Eukaryota, Metazoa, Chordata, Actinopteri, Salmoniformes, Salmonidae.